AUGAGUAGAAAUCAUAAAAGGCAAGAAUAAAAUAUUGAGCCAGCAAUCAAAUAAAUGGAAUUUAGAAAAAGAAGAGGAGAAAAAAUGAAUUAUUUGAUGAAACGUGAAUUACCUGAAGAAGACGACUUUUGGAAUAAUAACAAAUAUUUUAAUUAAGAUAAUAUUGAUGAUGAUGAGUCUUAUUAAUAAAAGGAAAACUAAAAAGAGGAUAGUUUUGAUUCAGAUUUUAUUGAUUCAUCUGAUUCAGAAGAAUCUGAGGAAGAUAAUCAAUCUCAUAAAUCAACUACAAAAAAGGUGGAUAAAGAAAAAACUAGAGUUAUUCGUAGUGUUAGUAAAACUUCUUACAUUCAUGAUCAUUUCAAUCAAGAAUAUUUAAUCCGAGAAGCUGUCUAAACAGAAUUGCGCAAUAAAGUUUCACUUUAAUACCUGAUACAAAUUGAGGAGGACAAGAAGAAGAUUAAAGUUGAAAGAGAAAAUGUGAUUGAUGGCCCAAUUAUAAGAUAAUUAGAUAAUUAAAAUGAGAAAACUUUAUAAUUUAUUAAUUUUGAAAAAGGUGAAUACCCUUAGCUAUUCCUCAAUACCAGUAAAAAAAAUGAAAAAUCUCAAAAAACAAAAUACAAAGAUCCUCAAACAGGAAUUGGAUUUUCCACAAUUCAAGAAUUUAAAACAAUUAAGAGAUAAAAUAAAAUCUAAGAUAAGAUCAACUAAUUAGUCAAACAAAUGAAUAGUUGA
Messenger RNA from Paramecium tetraurelia, 732 nucleotides. RefSeq lists its product as uncharacterized. Gene Ontology annotation, biological process: regulation of DNA-templated transcription; chromatin remodeling. Gene Ontology annotation, cellular component: nucleus. The transcript has 2 exons. NCBI's taxonomy places the organism in Eukaryota, Ciliophora, Oligohymenophorea, Peniculida, Parameciidae. The record is from RefSeq and is a predicted model, not a curated record. Gene Ontology annotation, molecular function: ATP-dependent H2AZ histone chaperone activity.